AUGGUACCAGAAAAUUAUUCACGGAUUACAGAAUUUCUUCUACUGGGAUUUUCAGAGGAACAGGAACUGCAGCCCCUCAUAUUUGGGCUCUUCCUCUCCAUGUAUCUGAUCACCAUGUUUGGAAACUUGCUCAUCAUCCUGGCCGUCAGCUCAGAUUCCCACCUCCACAAGCCCAUGUAUUUCUUCCUCUGCAACCUGUCCUUCGUGGACAUCUGUUUCACUUCUACCACCAUCCCAAAGAUGCUGGUGAACAUCCAGACCCAGACGCAAGUCAUAACCUAUGGAGCCUGCAUCACACAGAUGUAUUUUUUUAUGCUCUUUGCAGUGUUGGAUGACUUCCUCUUAACCAUGAUGGCCUAUGACCGCUUUGUGGCCAUCUGUCACCCCCUGCACUACAUGAUCAUCAUGAACCCCCGGCUCUGUGGACUGCUGCUUCUGGUGUCCUGGAUCACGAGUGCCCUCUAUUCCUUGUUACAAAGCUUAAUGCUGUUGCGACUAUCUUUCUGUACAGUCUUGAAAAUCCCCCACUUUUUUUGUGAAAUCAAUGAGAUGAUUAAACUUACCUGUUCUGACACCUUUCUUAAUAACCUGGUGAUGUAUUUUGCAAUUGGACUGUUGGCUGCUCUUCCCCUUACUGGCAUCCUUUACUCUUACUUUAAGAUAGUUUCUUGCAUUCGUGGAAUGUCGUCAGCUCAGGGGAAGUAUAAAGCAUUUUCUACCUGUGUGUCUCACCUCUGUGUUGUCUCCUUAUUUUACUGUACAAUUCUAGGAGUGUACCUCAUCUCUGUCUCUACCCAUAGCACACACUCAAGUGCAAUAGCCUCAGUGAUGUACACUGUGGUCACGCCCAUGCUGAACCCCUUUAUCUAUAGUCUCAGGAACAAAGACAUAAAGGGGGCUUUGAAAAGAUUCUGUGGGAUGGCAGCUAUAAAAGGGACAACUGUUUUAGGGCUGAAGAACUCCCAGUGA
Messenger RNA from Pteropus alecto (black flying fox), 969 nucleotides. Its product is annotated as olfactory receptor-like protein OLF4. Gene Ontology annotation, molecular function: G protein-coupled receptor activity; olfactory receptor activity. NCBI's taxonomy places the organism in Eukaryota, Metazoa, Chordata, Mammalia, Chiroptera, Pteropodidae. The record is from RefSeq and is a predicted model, not a curated record. The coding region runs from base 1 to 969 and encodes 322 amino acids. Gene Ontology annotation, biological process: G protein-coupled receptor signaling pathway. Gene Ontology annotation, cellular component: membrane. The transcript has a single exon.